AUGAUUGAUGGAUUAAAAAUAGUAACAAUCUUAGAAUAUACAACAACAUUAUGUUCAAUAUUAUGUUUACCGGUAAAUAUUAUAUUUUUAAUUAUGUUAUAUAAAAGGCAUAAACAACCAUCAUUGGCAAGUUCGUUUUUUAUUCUAUGUAGGCAUUUGACUGUUGCUGAUAUUUUAAUGAUGCUCUAUUCAACAAUACUUUUUAAAUUUCCUAUAUAUGGAUGGAUACCAUCAGAUUUUGUUUGGGAACUAAAAGAUUGGUCAGUUCUUCCAGUUCUUGGUGUUCAAUAUUUUGGACAUGCUCAAGCUAUUGGAAUUAUUGGAAUUGCAUUAAAUAGAUUCACUGCCGUUUAUUCACCAAUAAGACAUAGAGAUUUUUGGUGGAAAAAAAGUCAUAUAAAUCUUUUAUUAUUUCUACAAUGGAUAUUACCUUUAUUUUGUAUCUUGCCAUUAUUUUUUGCUGAAUUUAAGGUUGUCCUAAAUUCUCAUACAGGAGGAGUUUUAUUUUAUGCUUCUGAUCACACAUUUCAUCGUGUUUAUUUUCUUGGUAUGUCAGUUUUGGAUGGUGGUAUAAUAAAUGCAUUUGUUAGUGUAUUGUAUGGAAGUAUAUUUUAUCAUAUCAAAAUGCAUGUGACAAUAAAAAAACCUCAUGAAAUUGCAUUAAGAUUAGCUUCAUCGGGAUUUCUAAUAUUUUUAUGUUAUUUAGCAUUGGGAAUAUUUUCUUUGUUAUCAGCACUAGCACCACCAACAGAUCCAUGGAUGUAUAGGACGAUAUGGUUUAUUGUUAAUGAUAUUUUAUGUAGUACAAAUGCACCUAUUUUAUUGGCAUUAAAUAAGCCAAUUAGAAAAGAAUUUUUUAAAGUUAUUGGAACAAAAAAUAAGAGGAAUAUUAAAAGGAAAGAAAACUUACUUAUUGAACAUGUUUAA
This is a messenger RNA of Strongyloides ratti, 927 nucleotides long. Its product is annotated as GPCR, rhodopsin-like, 7TM domain and 7TM GPCR, serpentine receptor class v (Srv) family-containing protein. NCBI's taxonomy places the organism in Eukaryota, Metazoa, Nematoda, Chromadorea, Rhabditida, Strongyloididae. The record is from RefSeq and is a predicted model, not a curated record. Gene Ontology annotation, cellular component: membrane. The coding region runs from base 1 to 927 and encodes 308 amino acids. The transcript is spliced from 2 exons.